AUGUCCGAUAAAAAACCUAUGUUUGUCUACUUCUCAGCUAAUCAGCAUUACGAUGAACCUGAAGAAAAAGAGCCUGAGUAUCAAGCUCCAAGCCCAAAGAGUGAAAAAAGCAGUUUCCCCACAAAAACGGUUCUUUUGUCGUCACUUGGCAGCUUAGCGUUCUACAUUUCAGCCCACAAGGCUUACCAAUAUUUUACUUAUAAAUAA
This is a messenger RNA of Blepharisma stoltei, 207 nucleotides long. NCBI's taxonomy places the organism in Eukaryota, Ciliophora, Heterotrichea, Heterotrichida, Blepharismidae. The record is from the annotation of a GenBank genome assembly.